GGGGUGUGUUGUCGCGUUGCGACCGAAUCCGUGAGCGCGUGUUCAAUCCAAAACUAUUAUAAAAACAUUGAAAUUAACCCAAGUAUGUAAUUUAUCUGAGUGUAGCAUACUCAAUCCAGUGUAAUAUCAACUGUUGAGUGUUUUUCAUACUAGUGUUAUUAAUAGAAGUAUUUUGAAAAUAGAAUAUUGGUGAUGACUGACGAGCGUGUUGGUUAGCGAUGUUUGUUUAGUGUUUAUUAGUUGUGAUAGGUUUUAAUUGACAUAGUGAUGGCGAUCAACUUCAGCUUGUGUGUUCUGCUUGUUGUGUACCGGGUGUCCGCGGCUUACUCCGAGAGUUUGGAUGUGACUUUGACCGAACCAAAAGUCGAGGUGUCCGAAGGCGUGCGGUGUUACUGCAACACAGCGCAAUGUGUCAGCACGGGCUACAUGUGCCGGUCUACUAAAGGAGGCGGAUGCUAUAGCGAGCUGCCGGCGCCGCGCCGCCACCACGCACGCCACGGGUGCCUUCAGCAUCUUGCUGACACGGCCGAGGAAGCAGUGUCCCGUUGCCAGAAUUCGCCAUCAGCAGACGUCAGACCACCCUCAAGGGAGCAUUCUCUGCUGUUAUGCUGCUUUAGGGACCUGUGCAACCAUGAGGACAGUCCGCUGGCUCGGGCUGGGUUCAAUCUGACGCAUGAUUCAGAAGGCAACACAAUAGCCAGCGACUGUGGCGCCAGCUACAACAGCGAAGUGUGGUUCAAAGCUGCCACUAUAGCGGUACCAGUGUGUGGAGCCAUCAUCUUGUUCCUGCUAGUGGCAGUCGCUGUAAGGCUACUCAAGGCUGAUGCCCUACUACAUGCAGAUAGGAAGCUCAGAGGCGGCUAUUCAUCCCCACUGGCGCAGCACUCUGACGACGUAAAGAAAGUGUGGGUGGGGAACUCCUCCCCCCUCCUCGUGGCGCCCGGCGGCUGCCUGGUGGCCGUGGAGCGCGCGCAGCUCGUCGACAUGCCCCCCCUCUGUGAUAUACAGCGAUAGAUUCAACACUUAACUCGUACGCACUGAAAGGGUCGACUACAAUUGGUGCCGUGACCAGGAUUUGAGUGCAGGAUUGUACGCGAUUUGGAUCUUUCUGCGGACAUAUUGGCUGGCUGUGCUGAAUUAAGGGAACCACGUUCAACGUGUUGCACUUGUAAAUUCGUACGUAAGUGUGAAAGGGAAGCAACACGUUGACCGUGGUUUUCGAUGGUCUCUGACAACUGGGGUCAUAUGUAUUUUCUUUUCACACUUUUGAGAUUUGUUUUUAUAUCUUAUUAUAAAAAUGGGUAGUUCGAUAGGUUUACUAGCCUAUCUGAUUCUGUGGCAAUUUUGUACUCAAAUUGGUGAAAUUGGGACAGUCGAACUAUCAUUUUAGUAUCUAUUGUAAAAACUUAAUUGUUACAGCUUCAGAAGUGUGAAAGAAAUUUACAAGGCUGUUUGUCAACUUGUCAAUGUGUACUACAAAUGUCAGCCAUACUGUUCAAAUUAUUGGUAGAUGUAAAAUAUAGAUGGCGCUGUUUCGACGAGCCGCGGAUCGCUAGUGCGUACGUCACCUUAGGGUGGAUAUUCUGAAAACUUGAAAAGUGUCAGUUUUAUUGAAUAAGAGGAGACCAUCUCUGGGUCGCGCUGUUUUAUUGGAUUAUGGUCUGAGUGGAUGUGGAAACGUUUAGUCAUCUUAAAUUCUUUGUUGUUCUUUAAUUAGCUAUUGUAGAUAACUGUUUCCACUGCUUUUUCUCGCCAAUAUAAGAGCAAUACCUACUACGACAUAAAAUCUAACCAACAACUCGGUUUGGUCAUCAGUGAUAAAAGAUUGGAAAA
Leguminivora glycinivorella is the source of this 1833-nucleotide messenger RNA. RefSeq names its product BMP and activin membrane-bound inhibitor homolog. Lineage: Eukaryota; Metazoa; Arthropoda; Insecta; Lepidoptera; Tortricidae. The record is from RefSeq and is a predicted model, not a curated record. The transcript is spliced from 5 exons. The coding region runs from base 268 to 1014 and encodes 248 amino acids.